Cololabis saira (Pacific saury) is the source of this 1784-nucleotide messenger RNA. RefSeq names its product transmembrane and coiled-coil domains 6 (gene tmco6). Gene Ontology annotation, molecular function: protein binding. Bases 128 to 1621 code for a protein of 497 amino acids. The transcript is spliced from 12 exons. The record is from RefSeq and is a predicted model, not a curated record. Lineage: Eukaryota; Metazoa; Chordata; Actinopteri; Beloniformes; Belonidae.
AGAAGGUGUUGCGGUUAAUAUAAUACAUCCAUGGUUGCAGGUUUUACAUUUUACAGUCUGAUUUGUUAUGAUUAAAGAAACAGAGGUAGGAGUUGAUUUGCUAUGACAGUAAGUUACUGGCCAACAAAUGUGGAGGUUAAACAAAGUCCCCCAUAAAGCUGGUGGAGAGAUCAGCCGUUUGGAUGAGUUCAGAAAGAAGAGACGAGAACAUGAGAGAGCACUAAGGCAAGCCCGCAGAGACAAGCAACUUGUGAGCAAAAGACUCAUUCUCAAUGAGGAUGAGGACCAGCCAGAUGUCACCAUGGAUACGAUCCCUGGAGAACAGGAUGUGGUCAGUUUGUUGCACAAACUGAAGCAUGACGUGACAGAGAAAGAGGCUCACCUGAGAGCCUUGGGUAAAGUUCUGCGAGACCCAUCGGCACAGCUCACCUUCAUCAAGCAGGAGAACAGUGUGCAUCUGCUGGUUGGUCUCCUCACUGGCUCUAAUGCCCAGUGUCGUCUUCACGCUGUGAGGUGUCUUCAUGAGCUGUCUCACUCCCCAAACACCAGCGUGGGUGCAGCCUGUCUUCCUGCCACCCCCUACCUGCUCACCUACCUCGCAGGCCAGUCCCCCAGGUUCACAGAGCUGUGUCUCUACACACUAGGUAACAUGUGCCCCGACUGUGAGGUGGUGAGAGACAAACUCCUGGCUCAGGGAAUCAUACCCGCCCUCGCCAGCUGUAUUGAGAAUCAGAGACAUAACCUUGGCGUGGUGGAAGCAGUGUUCUUCACCCUCGGUCAGCUUCUCCAGACCAACGAUGCAGCAGAGAAAGUAAUCCCGCUGGUCCUGGCCUCGAGUUUACCCUCACACCUAUUAUCAGUCCUGAGCCCUGACCCAGAGUUUGGUCUCGCCCCAGCCAUUGAGAGUGCAUGGUGUCUGCACUUGCUCAUAUGCAGCACUGAGGAUCACAGAGAGCUGUUGGCUGGAGGGGCCCUGCUGCAGUGCAAGUCCCUGUUAGUGUCACUAGGUGGCAGCGUGGCUCAAGGGAACAGGGACCAAGGAAUUGAGUUGCUCGUCUCUCCUCUGCUGAGGUGUUUUGGAAACCUCUUGUGCUCCUGUCCAGUUGAAGAUCUCAACACACCAGGGGGUGAUGUUCCUCUGGUGGACGCCCUGUGUUCCCUUGUCCAUGCCUUCCUGCACACGCGGCCGGCCUUGGCCAGAAAGGCAGCUUGGGUCCUCAACAACCUCACAGCUCAUUCAGCUGAAUUCUGCUCUGCUCUCCUGACCUCUAACCUGGUCCUGGGGCUGAUCCAGCUCCUACCUUUUUCUCAAGGCAUUAAUACGAUGAUCAUCAGGAUUCUGGCAAACAUUGCCCACAAGAAACAGGAGUUCUGCGUGGAGUUGGCUGAGCUCGGGCUGCUGCCGGCCCUCUCCGCCACACUCAGAAUGGCCGACCAAGAAAUGGUGACGCUGAGCCUGGACAUCCUGUACAUGAUGGUUGUUAGGAGGCCACAGGUAGCAGAAGAGUUUGUGAAGCAAGGCGGCUUUGCCAUUUUAGAAGCUAUUCAAUAUAACAGUGAAGGUGAGAUGAGACGAAGAGCAACUUACCUCCUGGAGCGACAUUUAGGGAUUUACCAGUAAUGUGCAACAGAAACAAUGUAUAGUUUUGUUUGUUUGUAUGUCUUUUAAAUCUGUGGCAUUUUAGGAUGGUCAGUGGUGAGGAUGUAGGAAAAGCUGUUUACAUCCAGUCAUGUAUACUUUUUAAAAUCUGUACUUCUGCAUAUGAAAUUAGAUUUUUUUUAAA